AUGGCGGACGAACUGAGUUCACGGAGCUUGUCUUUAGCCGUUGUCGAAGUUACCUCGCUUAUAAUCCUGAAUGUGUUGUCCUUGACAGGAAACACGUUAGUUUGUAUUUCUGUCUACAAGAACACGCGGCUUCGCACAACUACAAAUCUUUAUAUCAUUGCCCUGGCUCUCAGCGAUUUAUUAUCAGCUGUUUUUGUCAUGCCUUUUGGAACUGGUGUACUGUUAACCAGCAAGUGGAUUUUCGGCGGAGUGUUCUGCCAAUUUCACGCCUUCUUCAGCCUGUUUGUCAUCUAUGUUUCACCUGUAACCAUGGGUUUAACGGCUGUUAACCGUUAUGUGCGAAUGUGCAAGUCAGACAGACAAUAUAAGAAACUGUUUUCAGCCCACAAGUCGCGCGCCUUACUCGGGACUGUCUGGUUAUUUGUUGCUUGUUACACCGUUGUUCCACGUCUAGCUGGUCUUCAAGCAUACGAGUUCGUUCAGGGCUACGCUCAAUGCUCCAUUGCUCAUCUCAGCGAAAGUGGUAAAUUAAUCCAUUAUGGCAUUGUUCUCACUUUGUUCUUUUUAACACCAUUAAUGGCGACGAUAAUAAGCUACAUAAAAGUUGCCAGGAUGAUAAAACAACACAACGCAGAUGCACUAUACGCAAUACAGCGAAGCGAGAGACACACCUACAUCACACCACACGAGAUUAAAGUCAGUAAAUCUCUAUUUGCUGUUGUCUUUGCAUUUAUGAUUUGCUGGAUCCCGUUUUGGGUUAUCGUCGUUUUGCGACGGUUCCGUCUUGUCGCCAGCAUGCCUCGAAACGUUGAACUGCUAUGCAUGUUUCUACUAUAUUUUUCCAACACAAUUAAUCCGUUUAUAUAUGCUGGAAUGAAUCCUGUCUUCAAAAGAGAAUUCCGAAAAAUUAUAUUUUGCAAUCGUUAUCGAGGAAGUAAAGUUGGCUUUUUGUCGGCGGGUGGAGAGUUUAAGACAGAAGAGGUAGAAACUCUUAGCACUAUUUUGGCUAAAAAUCGAGUGAGGCGUCAAAACAAGCAUCUUUCUAAAUCAGAAUCUGGUCAUCGCCCAGAAGUGAGUCAAAUUUAUCAAACUGUAGAGGGAGAGAUGAGCUAUAUACUAAGCCAACAAAACAAUACUAGUACAGCCCAAGACAUCCUAGACGGAAAAGAAUUGUAUCAGAUGGUCGAAGAAAAUCCAGUAUCUCCAUCGCAGCAGGAAAGCAAAUGCGAAACAACACAUCAAGUAUAAGCAAAGAUGGAAAAUUAGCCAGAGCUAGACUGUUCACAGUCCCCUAUUUUUUCGAGAGAUCGUUUAGAUAUACCGCGUCUUACCGUCACGGGUUUCUCGAUUUUCAAAAUUUACCGAGGGGGCGGGCGUCGGGGAUUAUAGCUCGGGGAGGGGGUUGGGGGAAGGUGGAGAAAAAUGGAGGGACUGUAAUAACAUCACUGCAGCUCGCGUUCACGGAGCGCGUUGUACCAGCAACGCAGGCGUUUGAUUGGUCAUUAGACAAUAGAUGUUAAUUUGCGUUGACAACGGGUUUGACAAGUCGUUGACAAGUCGACGUUUCCAUAAAACGUACUCUUUUAUACCAUAAGGCACAUCUUGCGCCCGAAGGAUUUUUGGUAUUUUGAUUAGGAAAAUGUUUUCUUGUGCACGUUUGCCGAUUUUAUUUCGAGGAAUGGCCCAGAAACAUUAUAAAAUCACUGUUUCGCAAGGAGAUAUUUGCGUAAUCUAUGCUAAAUGUGUCUGGCAUGUUUUUCAUCACCAGCGGAGUUUCUUAAUUAAUGAAUGGUAAAAGGCGUGAAAUUCCUGUCACACCUCCUGAACGCGAGCUGCAGUGAUGUUAUUAUAGUCCCUCUAUUUUUCUUGCUUCCUCCCAAACCGCCCCCGACCCCUAAGUAGUUUUGACACUCAUGCAAGAUGGCAGCCCGUAACACAAAGUGCUCGAUCUCGAUGAUCUUACCGAAAAAUAGAGGACUGUGAACAGUCUAAGCCAGAGCAGGUAUACUUCACUCUGCAUCAAAAAAUCAGUUGUCAAAACAAGCCCACAAAUAAUAAUUGAAUAAUCCUUUAGGCAUGUCAAGGUUUACCCAGACCAUUGCCUGUGUUCCCUGUUCCGACCCUCCAGAAUAGAAAAACAAAAACAGCCAUGUUGUGAGGUUCUGGACGGUUUGUAAAAGUCUAAACUAUAGGUAAAAUCAGUGCCGUCGAAGCGAUCAACAAACCUUGAGAGUUUCGUGCCCACUUCCUCACAGGCGAAACACUGCAGCUCCUUUUUCAAUUGUGGCUCUUUUGAACUUUCAUAAUGACAACAGAGGCACACUUAAUCCCUAGUUUUUUUUUUUGGCAAUGAGCCGUGAACACACUUUUGGCUAACUUUCAGUAUGUUCAUUUGUUCAUUAACCAUAGACAUCUCUGAUGAUGUAGCUAUAAACAGUUAUGAACGUAAGUAACUAGAAGCCGUCCGCAUCUGCUAACAUUGGCAACUUAACCUAAAAUAUUCUCGACCUCGUUAUCAGAGAGAUCGGCUUUUAAGUCUGUCUCAUACUCGUCUAAUUGCGGUAAACGAUCAUCUACAAAGGUGGCCUAGACUGAAACAGUGCUGAGACAGUUGAAGUUGUGUGAACUUGUGCUUAAAGAACGUUGACAUUAAUGCAGCCCUUAGUUUUCUCAGCACAUACAGAACUAUUCCUUUCAUCUGUUUUUCAAUGAUUAAGCAAUCAAAAGGUUCAGUUUGCAAAAGAAGGUCGGCUUAACUGAACUGAUAUUCCGUACCGGAAUGUCGAAAAAGGGAGAACCAGGUGUGGAAGUAGUGGUUGCCGGUAGCCAUGAAUUAAUAUUCGGAUGGAUUAUAGUGUUUAGGCCUCUUCAAACAUUACCUCGUUUCUACACCUUUUCAAUUUAAUAAGCAGUGAACCAUGUGAUCCUUGUUGAUGCUCUCAGAAUACAGAAAUAAAUAGAGAAGAAACUGGACCAGGGGUGAACACUUGGAACAAUCGGGAAGAAAACAUGAUCUGUUCUGGAGACAUUCAAUGUGAUCAUAACAGAGAUACGAAGUAGGAAUCCCUUGGAAAAAGCAUCACGAUCCUUUGCGAAACAAAUGCAAUCUACACCUAUCAAGAUAACAGUCCUCAAAAUCGGACUCAAUCCAGAGCAACUCAAGGAGUAUGAUCAUGUGAUUAAGUAUCAGCUUGGUAAAAGAAUCGAAUUACUGAGAAAGUUGACCUUUUAGAAAAAGCUGAAGAGAGAAAGAAUUAUUAUCUUCCUCUUCGUUAUGUAGUACGGACUGAAAAGAAACUUUGCGUUGUUUAUGAAUUGGCUCACCCCGACUUCCCAGACACACUGAUCAGAUUUCGAGUCAAUCCUGUUGCAGUAUUUGGAGACAUCGCAAAAGCCUGAGAUUUUCUGCGAUUUUUGUGAAAAGAUUGAUGUUAAAUCAGCUAAAACUAAGGUAUUAGUGUAUCAGGUUUACAGGCCAGAUGGUUGGUGUUACAUCAAGCCCAUUUUUGUUAUUUCUACUCUCCUCAAACACUUGACAGGUAAUAUACAGUAUCUAAGGCAGUGAGACUCUUCCUUCGCUCAAGCUAUGAUGAUAAUCUCGGACUGAGCCUCAGAUGGGAGUAAACUCAGAAGCGACCACGCCGAAAGUUAAAAAGAAUUCGAUUGUAGAAGAUGGAACCUUCAAUCGAACAUUGGUCGCCUCAAGGAGAGACACGCACCACUACCGAGCAAAGAGUGAUCAGGAAUGAUGCCUAUAAAAUAACAGGCGACUUAUUAUUUAAUAUUUCUCUAAAUUUUGAGUGCAUAACUUGAAGAUGUUUCAUGGGAAUGAAAUGAUGGACAUCUGUAAAUCCUAUCCAUUAUUAGUGGGCGGGUUUACAAAUUCUACAUACUUUCUUUGCACACUGCGCUUUCUCCAAAGGUAUGCCUCGACACGAUCACAUUUCCUCAUCAUUAUCCCAAAUUUCCAACACUUAUUUAUUGCUUUUGUUGGUCAAGUAUAACCACCUCAACAGUGUAAACCUUUGUCACCGCCUAAGCCAUAGCAGUGGUAUCUUCCACUGAUAUUUGCAGAUAGUUUUGGCAGUCCAGACGUUAAAGCAAACCACAACUGUUUAACAAAACGGGGUUAGUUAGUUAAAAGUGAAUUCGAUAUGAAUCCUUGGAAAAAAGUCUGUGUAGUUUAACAAUAACGAAGCCGCAUAACAUACUAUAAUGAUAAAUUUUAUUACUUGUCAUUAAUAUUUUCUUUUUAAUGUUACUUGUUGUAUCCAAUAAGAAAAUAUUUGAGAAAAAUCUGCUAUUACUCAUGCAAAUGAUGUUUGUGCAUUAUUUUCCUUUACAUAAUAAUCUUUAAGGUGGCUCGAUACAGUUUUUCAGGGUCAAUACCUGCCAAGUUUGAGCAUAAACUACGUCGCCAAAAACAAAGUUUUGGAAUAUUGCCACCACAGUUGUAUGAGAUAAAGAUGAAAAUUUGUUCUGAUCAGGGUUGCCAUCGAUACCAACGAAAUGAAUAAACCCUAUUUUCUUAGCAAUCGGCACUGGGAACUGUUCUUCGAAAAUCAUUCUUUCACGCUUUUUUUCCAAAAGCCUCGAUAUUCGUGACGUUUGAAAUCCAAAAGAGCGUUUUCGAGAUAAUUUUGGGACAAAGUUUUUGUCCAUUUUAGAAACACAUAAAAAAUGGACAAAUUGUUUUUCCCCUUUAUCUUUCGAAAAUGCUCUUACACUUUCGACAUGAAAUUUCACGAACAUAGUAGUUUCAAUGGAGGAAAAAGCGUGUGAAUGAAAGAUCAGUUGGGAGUGCCGAGACCGAUUGCUAGUAAAAAAGGGUUUCAUUUCGUAUGUAUCGAGGCGCUCUUGUUGCGGUUUUGUAAACAUUUUUUCAUCUUCAUCUAAAAAUUGUGAAUAAUUUUUAAAUUUUUCGAAAAUUUUUUAAAAUUUAAUAUUCUUGCUCAAACUUUAAUAGGUAUUGACCCCGAAAAACUGUAUCGAGCCACCUUAAGUCAAUUAUUGAUGUUGGCGGAGUCUUGCCUUGGGUGAACUCUGUUUGCUGGGAUGCAGAUAAUGACGAUUUCAUUUGCCAUAUGGAUGAAUUUGCCCUGUACAGUGAGCCGCAGUUUCAAAGUGUUCACAGGUGAAGACAUUCGCAAUAACUAGCUUUCCCCCGAUCAUAUUUUCCAAGAAAAAUUUAUGUCAUCAAGAAAUAUUUUAUGGGGGAUUCCAGCCAGUCUUAUUACCUCCAUGUUCUACAAGUUUAUUUCCCUUUAAUAAUUUAAAGUUUCAGAGUUUUCAAAAAGUGUAGAACGAGGCAAGGGAAGGCGCUAGACUGCACCAUUUAUUUCUUUCACUUUCACGCGAGUGUUCUUUACCCAACACGCUGAUUUGGCUGUUUUAGAGUUAUCUUCCAUGCAAACAUAAUCUUCAAGAAUUCUCUUUUGAAAGCGCGGUUUGUACAAGUGUAUAUAAAAGGAUUUACAGUAGAGCUUAGAAACAAGAGGAGGACAGCGAGUAAUUGAACUUCUCUGGAAAUGACUACAAGAGAAAAACGUUCCGUGACGAGAAUCGCCCAAAAUGGUACCCAGCAUAUAAAGAUACUUGCAACGACAAAAAACAGAGUUUUGCUCAUUUUGAUUUCAUUAAGUGUGAUCCUCGCUCGACUCAUUGAAUUCUGAAGAUAAGGGGUGACCAUCAAGUGGUGUUCAUGGACUUUUUGAAAUAGCUUAAAAUAACUGUAAGAUGAUAUAACAAGUGGAACAAAGAAGUAGAAGACUCCCAAUGCAAUGUAGUGAAGAAGUUUUCUGAUUUCAGAUAGGUGUCCUAUUAUGCACGUUGCAUAUCCGGGAGUAAAGACAAAUUUUUGCCAGCCUGUCAGUCUCGCCAGGACGAUGUAGGAAAACAGCAGUAGCCAUACCAAAGACAAAUAAAGUUUAGAACGUCUAGGGGAAAAGAGCCGGUUAUAUUGGUUUGUCUUAACAAUCCUAACGUACCGGUUGAGAGCUGUAAGACUAAUGGUUGCCGGCGAAACGUAAGUGACAAAAAUAUCCACAAAAGCCUCAAUUUGACAAAGCACGUAACCAAAGAUCCAUUCACCAACAGCGAGUGUUACUGAAGUGAGCGGCAUUUCUACAGCGGCGCAAGAUAAAUCACUGACUGCCAAGGCAAUGAUAUAGAGGUUUGUUGUUGUUCGAAGCCGUCUGUUUCUAUAGACUGCAAUUAUGACCAUGGUGUUGCCAACAAAACUCACUACAGUUAGCAAAAUACAAAGAGAUGACUCCAAUAUAACUUGUGAUAAGCUUCGAUACUCAAGAGAGAGCGAGGAAAUGUUCAUGGUCUUUCCAAUAAAGAAGAGGGGGUUGAAUUGUUAAAUGUAAGGAUUACACGGAAUCAGAAAAUUGCUUGGGAGAAAAAAUAAUUGUUUCCGAUUCCUAUUCUUAAACAGCUGCUUACUCCAAUAAAUAGGAUGAAAAGAAAUAAUUUCCUCCCUUUUUAUCGUGACCGCACCAAUAAUAAUUGCGGAAGACAGACAGCCGGGCGCCACAAAACAUGAACUUGUAUUGUUCCAAAUAAUUGAGCAUCCUUCCUCGAGCCUCUCAAGAUACAUUAGCAAUGAACUUAUGGCACCAAAACUAAAUAGUAUGUGCAAAGAAAUAUCAAUUUCACCCCUAGCUCUGUCGUUUAUUAUUGACGUAUUGGUUGAAAAAAAAAUGUGAUAAUAUCAGUCUGGUUACAAAUGAGGUCUGCUGCACUUAGGUAGAACAUAAAUAUUGUCUCUUUAAUAAAUGAGUUAGAACUUUUUGUUUCCUUUAUUUCAAGUUUCCUAUAAGCCUUCCAAACUUUCUCUAGCUUUAAUCAUCAAACAGUUCGCAUGAAAAAUGAAUAUUGUGUCUAGACGUCUCGAUUUCUAGUUCAACUUAAUCGACUGCUUAUCGCGCGAAUUGUUGUUCCCCACUGAAAAGCAUUUUGUAGCUUGUUUGUUACAGCGUCAGAAUCGCAAUAUUUUCAUGUGGUCUUUAAUAUGAACCAAUUAUCAGUAUUCGUCUUUUCUUACAAAACUACAAACCACAGACCAAUUUUCAAUAAACACAGUUAAAUCGGUACAAAUUUUAAAUGAGCGGAUGAGUUGGAAAUGCAAUCGUAAGAAAACUAAAAGUAAUUUAAAAAGUACAUGAUCGUGUUGUGCUAUACACAGCGAAUGACGAACUGUUUAAAGCUGAACAAUAAAAGUAAUCGGAAGCAAAAUAUAUACAACAACAAUCAAGCGAAAGAAACAAAAAACUGUUCCAAAAAAAUAAUAAAAUAAUAAUAAAACCAAUGAAAAACAAAACCAAAGAAACAAGCUAAUGAUAUUUUUUUUUUUUAUGGCAAAAUACAUUGUUAAAAUGGUACAAAAAAAGAAGAACAACAAUACCUAAAGAUAAGUCAGAAAAGUCUGUCUCUGUAAAUUAUAUUGUUGAUGAACAAAAGCCCAGACACUUUUCGAGGCUUUCGAAAGUUAGAAAAUGAUCUCUCAGGAAGUAAAACAAUGCAAAUAAUAAAGACGAACGAAAUUUACAUAUUGCACUUUAUCUGUUUGUUUCCAACGGCCGUUUGUCAAAGAAACCUACGAAAGUCUGUGAGUGAAUUGAUAACAGCAAGUGGCAACAAUUUUAAACACUUGUCGAAAUUUCUCUUCUUUAAUUAAGUUAUAAGCUUCUGUCGUUUCCAGUGUGUGUUAGAGUAUUGCACAAGAAACAUCUGUCACAGAAAAAAAAAUUACAACAGACAAGUUUUUCAGAUGGCGCUAGCCUAGUCCCUAAUUUCCCUUUCUACCGAAAUGAAGCGCAGAAAAGUCCUGAAAAUCCACUUGAAAUUAUUAUCGUUGUCAUGCAGAAUCUAGGAUGAAGCACUACAGAAAAGAAACAAAAACUCGAGGAGAAAAAAAUCAUUAUUCAUUCGCUCAUCUAAAGUGAUGAUUUUAUGUCAAUGGCUUCCCACCUGAGAUCAAUUGGCAUAUAAUUUGACUUGGACAAACUAUGUUGGGACAAACCAACUGAAUUGAAAGCUGACAUUUAGCAUCUUUGCUAACAGCUAGAACAAUGCAAACGCCUUCCAACUCCACCCCCCCCCCCCUUCCACCCCCACUCUUUUCAUUGGUUAACAAACUCUUAUUUGGCCAUACCCACCCACCCACUUAACCACCUUUGUGCGGAGGUGGUAUCACUCACCCACAUACAUGUAUACACGUUGCUCUUGUGACUUGUGAAGUGGCCGUUCAGGCAAACACGUCCACUGCCCACUUGGUCUAAUGGGCCGUGAACGAAACACUCACGCACAAGUUCCUUUAGCCCCAAAAAUUCCGUGCGGUGGCCGUACCACGCUUUCUCGCAUGUAUGUUCAUAUGAACACAAAUUUCUGAUAAAACUAUUAAACAACAUUAAUUCCCUAGCUGGUGAAGUGACAACACCAGUAUUCUCUAUAGGGGAAACAUAAAUAUCGGUUGAUUUUUAAAUAAGUUUAAGACAUCACAAAUGAGAGCGGUGGAUGAUGAACAAUUAAGCAAAAACAUAACACCAGGCCAACCUUGAACUGAGCAGCGAAAGGAAUACUUAACACAGGUAUAUCAAAGGGCAACUUCCUGCUCAAGAUUUCUGAGGUUCGAAAAUAUGCAAUCGCGGAAAAGGCGGAUGUGUUUUGGAUAUGACCCGAUACACCGCUAAAAAGGAUUCCACGCUGGUCAUACUCUCGAGAUAUCUAUUUUUUUUUUUUUCAUGGAACUAUCACUGUUUACUCAGCGAGUAUGACAGGCAAAGACUAUAAGACCACCAUCGACGGUGAUAAUGACAAUAACAGUCAGUUACAAGCAAUAGUAACGGCGAUAACUUUCUGAUGGGAGACAUGUUCAUUAUGCCCUAUAGUUCGUGUCUUAGCCGGGGUGGCUUCGCGCAUAAGCAAUAAUUGUUGUGCUUUUACGUGAUAAUCACGACCUUCACCAGCACCACCGCCGCCACCUCCACCACCGCCACCACCACUACUAUCAUCGUUGUUGUUGUUAUUAUUAUUAUUAUUAUUAUUAUUAUUAUUAUUAUUAUUAUUAUUAUUAUUAUUAUUAUUAUUAUUAAGGGCGAGUAACAUCUUAGGGAACAGAAAAUAAGUGUGCGUCAUUUUCAUCAAAAUUGAGCCACACUAAAGGCGCAAUAAUCUAAUAUCAAACAAAAUAUAAUGAAUACACGAUCGCGGUAAUUUUGCGACGCAUUGUCAAUGUAUUAAAUCAGAUACACUGUACCUUGAAGCUUCUAAUAUACAUAACAAUCCGUUAAGUAGAGAAAAGGGCCAACACCUAAAUGUUGUGUGUUUUAAUUUGCUUUUUAUCCUUACGUACUUUACACUGUGACACACCUCCGUAUCAAAAUUAGUUACGUUACAAUUUGCACUAUUUUAAAGUCACAAUAUCAAAAAUACUAGGAUCAAUCAAUAUGAAAAUAUACCUAUAAAUGCUAUUAAAACCGAAAGUUGCUAACUUUAUUUUUGCGUCAAGUAAAUAUUUUUUUCCCAGUGUUGUUCUCCUCUUUCACUGUCAAAUUUUCUCUAGUUGCUAAAGUUCUGCGGGAUCAAGCGUACUAAUAAAAAUAAAGGACGACCGUUAAGUCUUUAGAUAGCUUGCUUUCCACUUCUUUGGUUUCCGUAAUAACUGUUUGAAGAUACUUUUAAAACAAUUUGUGAUCAGACGGUGUGUUCAGCGUGAACCUUAUUUUUACCAUUUUUUAGUCUCGGCAUGGCCCUUAGAAUCUCCCUUGAGAAAGGUCUUUGCAAAGCUCCGUAUAUUAUAGGAUGAAGUACAGGGACGGAAAUCCAGAAAAAAGUAGAGGUAAGAUGUAUCUGACGUGGAAGCGUUAUGGAAAAUGCCAAAAUCCUGAUGACUACAGUCGGUAACCAGAAGAGAAGAACUGCAGUCGUAAGGUAAAGUAAAACUCGAUUUGUUUUUCUUUUCUCUGCAAAAAUUCUCAGCAAAAUUUCUCUUCCUUCUUGGACGUGUCCAGAAGCGUGUACGGACACGUUAAUACGCCUUUUGAUUUUGCACCAUGUCAGCAGUGACAAAACAGUCAAAGCUUUACAUAAUGCCAGUGUGAUUACCGCAUAAGACGUGCCUAGGCUAUAGUCUCCUUUGUUGGGGGCCAAGGAACAUAGCGCCGCGUCAGGAUAAAAUCGAUAAGUGGAGGCCCCAGCCGCUUCGAAACAUAUCGCAAUUAUUAUCACUAUGACCCAGAUCACCAUGAUCAUGCCAUACGCACGGUCGACCGAAAACCAUUUGUUGUAAAGGGGCAACCGGGUUAUCUGAAAUAAAUGACUACUAACCGCAAGUGUUAGUGUCAAUAAAUAUAUCCAUGUUAACGCGAGGAAUGUGAAUCCUUGGAUGUCACACAAAGUCUUCCCAAACUGCCACUUGCCUGUUAUCAAGGAAGCAGAUGUGAACGGCAUGACGAAGGAGGCAAUGAAUCCGUUUGCGGCGGACAAGGCGAGGAUAAAAGCGUUUGUAGUCGUGUAGAAUCUUGGCUUGAUGUAGAUAACACAACAAAUGAGUAAAUUACCAAACAGUGAAACGAAAUUGAUUAACAAUAUUAGUCCUCCUUCAACGGCCGUGGUAAAUUUGCUUCUUGAACGUAAAGCCAAGGCUCCAUCCGAUAGGUCUGUCAUCUUAAUCAGAAAACUUGUUUCCCCGCUGAAGGUAAAUAAAAACUGAUGCUUUUGUGAACUGAGAAGAUAUUUAUAGCGGUGCAUGUAUUGGUCCACUCUUAAACACAUGACAAAAAACUCCCUUUUUGUCUGAUGAAUAUCCGUGUACUCGACACGCCCGUCCAGCAUGUCAGAAUCCACAUUUGCCCUUUCCGUUUCCCUUUCUAAAAAGUUGCAAAGUUUGCACGUAGCAAAUAUAUAUUUUCCCUAAAGGAUAAUUGCGUCGGUGACUCCAGAUAUUAACCUCAUAACCUUCUCGUGCAUUAAAGCGAGUAUGAAGGGCAUUAGAAUAAUUCAAGGCAUCAUUAAUAAUGAUCUCUUGGAUACUCUUGCGUAACACGGAAUUGACGCAGAAGGAAGGCAAUUGACCAACCCAGAAAACAGCAGAACUCUGCUCGUAUAAUAUCGUUUUGAAUGCUAAUAACUCCAAGCUACCCGGUAUUUUGACGUCUCUUAUUUUUUAUGCUUUCUAAUCAACACAAAGAAAAUAUUAAAGAAACCGGUGUACUCAUUGGAAGAAUUUCUUCAUCUUAUUCCAACAGUAAACAAUUACAGAGCAGUGAGGCGCGCCUUGUGGUAAGUGAGAUGGAUUCAUUAAAACCAAUGGAUAACUAAGAAUUUUGAUAUGAAACUUAAGUAUUCUACCAAAUUGUUUCCGUGUGGUGAAUAUGGAUUGAAAUCAUGAAAGUGAAUGGAGACAAGGGAAAAACUCGAACCUCAUUCAUGCCCUAUAGGGUAAAUGAGCAUCGGUAUAUCUUCAAGCAUUCAUCAGCCAUCUGUGUAUAGCGUAAACCAUAAUUAUGCUAAUUUCUUGAACGACUCCAACAGGAUACAAUAUCAAGAGUAAAUUAUUUAUCAAAGAACCUUUUUGUUCAAAUCAUCAGUCAAUUGAAAGCAAGAGUGAGAUUCUUGACAUGUAUUGUGUGCCCGAUCCAGUCCGAUAACUGACUGAGAGAGUUGACGUAAUUAAGUCUGAAUUAAGUCUGUUUUGUGCAAUUUUAUGAUAUAUAGUCGGCAGAAAAUAAGUAUUUCGAAAUAAACGAAAUUAUAGAAAUUUUGGUAAGUGAAAAACGUUCAUGGAUUUUUUUUGCUGAACUUUAUGAGUUCUGCAGAAGAUCCGUUUGCAAACUGUUUCUUUUUUUUUUUUCAGGGACUGGGAAAAUCGUUGGAAAAAAUGAAAAUCAAGCCAAGUCAUUUAAAUUUAUUAUCAUUUUUAUUCCUUUGUCGCUGAUAAUGCAGUAAGGGUCUAUUUACUUUGUAAAACAGUGUCGUUUUGUGCACAGCUCUCUCGACCGUCUUUCCUUGAUUGGUUCUGUAGGGUAAUGAGUGCAUACUAUUUUUAUGCGCGUGCAUUAUUUAGCAUCGAUCUUGCAUGCUUUUACCUCAGUCCUAAAGAAUCUCAGCGGCCCUUUCGUAUUAAUUCCCGCCUGCCAGUCUUAAAUAAAUAUACGGUAGCAGUCUAUUUAGCUUUUAAAGCUUUCUUAUCCCGCAUAGUGCUUAUACGUUUAUUUUUCUCAAUUGACAGGCUAAGCCGACCGGCUUUAUAAUCUGUUCGCUUUAUGAUUGUCCAAUGUGCCACACUAAUAUCACGCACAAUUCCUAGGAAAUAAUUAAAGCAAAGCAAUUCCUUUGUCGGUAAAUAUCACUGAGCUGGCGAGUAUUGAAGGACACCAGUUCUCCCGCCAUCCCGUAUUUUAAUGAUUUUUUAAAGAUCAUUUUGAAAAAACCUAUUUAGUAAUUGAUUUGAAGGAAAUACUCCUACUAAAAUCUUCUGCCAUCUUAAAACUGCUGGCGUCACUGGAACUAUUAAUAGUUUGAGUGCAUUGAAAUUAUAAAAGCUAGUUGAAGAGCUCAACGUGGAGGUACCACUUUGAAGGUCGGCCAUUAAUCAUAACCGACAACUCAACAGACCUGAGACUAGCUUUCCAUAUUUUAUACAAGUUAAUUUUCUAUCUGCCGAAGAUCAGACCAUGUAACUCAUUUCAACCCGUCAAACAGUAUUUACCUUUUUUCAAUUUUCUCUCCUUAAACUUUUUGAUGUUUUUUUAAGCCCCCUUCUCACCCAUCCGCUCUUCAAUCUUAGACAUGCGUUGCAUGAGACAAAAAUAGUCAUCAUGAAGAUCACAUUGUCGAUUUAUAUUAAUUUAGCCCGUUUAUUUAGGAAAACAAAAAUGCACCUUGAAAGGCGAUUGGAUUAAGGACAGAACAGGAACCUCUUUGAUUUCGCACUGUAAAAUGUGUAUAACCCCCCUAGCUCACAGACAAUAGGCUUUUCGGUGUAGUUCAAUGCAAUCCAAUUAGUUCCAGGUUGACAAUUUUUCGGUAAAACAUAAUUAUUUCCUAAAUGCUUCAAAUUUAAUUGCAUGUUCGACGCUCCUUUAUUUAAUCAAGCUGAAAAGGUGGAUAGCGCCAGAAGUUUCAAAAACAUCAUUUCAUGAAACAGGACGACACUGUGAAGGAGACGUUUUCCUAACAAAGGAUAAUGACUAUCGUAUCGGUGUAAAAGAUAAUGACUGCACCAUAUCGUAUCAAUUAAGUGUGAGACCAAACACAUACUAGAGUAGAAACUACAAUUAUAUGGAUACCAGCUACGCCAUUAAGAGUUUAUAAGGAGGUGCGGGUAUUUUUUAACACAGGACAUAUUACAUAUUUCACUGUUCAUUUCUUUUGUUUUCUUUUUAAUUCUCUAUGUCUUGUUUCCACUCUAUUUCAUUUAUUUUCUCUUCAUUUUCUUUUUAUUAUUUUCUUAUUGUUACUGCAAGGCAGAAUGGAUUUUCUCAGAUUAUUUUUUGUCCCUUUGCCUUCCAACUGUUUGAACACGCUGGAUUAGCAAAUUAAACAAAUUUGACAUCGUUUCAUGAAAGAUAUUAAGGGACAGACCAUUAGAAAAGUUAUGGGGGGGGGGGGAACUUUUCAACCGCAGGAAUUUUUUUCCGCUAUCAGAUUCCAUGUAUGAUUUUUUUUUAAGCCAUGGCAUGAAUAUUUUUCAGGAUUAAUUGGUGUGCAUGAAUUUUUUUUUCAUUUAAUUUUCCCUUGCGAGAAUAUUUUUUUUGUAUUACCCCCCCAUAAGUUUUUUAAUGGUCCGUCCCUAAUAUCUCUUGUUACAUUUCAUAUUUUUAUUCUCUGGCACAAGAAACCGGACACGCGACAUAAUUUCGUUUACUUUACCUACUGGUUUUUGCUUUACUGUACGUUUUGGACACUCGAACGAUCCCUUGAGCCAAAAUAGCCUAUUUACUGCUGAAUUCGCUUUAGCUUUUCAGUGUCUGUCUUUUGUAUAAUAAGCCUUGUGACAAAUUUGCUGUUAUCAUUUGCUGCCAUUGGUCGCGGCUUUGACCAAUCGCUGAUAAGGACUACUCAUACAUACACUACAAAGCAGCUUCACGGGAUCAAGGGUAGGAUGGCUCGAAAGAACCCCACAUCCCCAAUGACGCUGCGGGUAUUCUCGUUCCCACGCAGAGCUUGUCGCUUCGAUUGGUCGCUCGUCCGUUACAAAUUGACCCAAGUGGCUCUGGGAACGAUAAUGCAUUACGGACAAGUGAAGGCUGCGGUUGGGAGGUAUGUGUUAGCCUGUGCACUUACAGAUUCUUACAUUUUCCAUAAACUAAGCAAAACCUUGCUUUCUUAAUUAGCAAGCCCUGUUCGCCCCGCCUAAAAGCUGCCAUUAUUUAUGUGGUAUGCAGCCAUGGCAAGUAGACUAUUAUGUUGGCCUUUGAAGCUCCCGCAUGGGGUACCCCAGUUGUGAUUACCAACUCUGAACUUACCAAAGACAACUGCCUUUAAUAUUAAUUUGUAUUAUUUGGACAGGCUAAACACGGUCUAUAAACGAGGACCUAAUUCCUUUGUGCUAAUUUGUAAAUUCCCUAUUACAUUUUCGUUACUAUAUUGUGUUGUCCUUUGAACUUCAUGUCAAAGUCCAAAAUAUAUCCAUAUAUUUUAUUCGCUUUGUAAUGUUUUCAAACACAUCAAAAGGAGUAAUUCACGUGGAUUUGUAAUUUUAAGCGGGUACAGUAAGGUUUGUUAAAAAGGAUACGGUGUUACACAACCGGUUAUCAAAAAUCAUUAGUGCGGCGGGAAAAUUGACAUUAGCUGUCAAACUCAGCCAAUGGAGUUGUUUCUUAAUAAUAGCAAGCACCGAUUUGUUUAAAUGGUUUAAGCAGCCGGCAAUGUUCUUUCCCAAUCAAAUGACAUAUCUAUCAGCAGCUGUACGUACAUGUUUCCUUGUUUUUCUGAAGACCGAUCUUUGAAGAAUCUAUGCGCAUGCUAUGGUGCUUAGUUUUCCUACAAUUGCCAUCUAGGCUCUAGCACAUGUGCCAAAACAGCAUCACAAUUUAAAUGGUAAAACGAUACGAUUUUUGUUGCCUAUGCUUCGAUCUGAAAAUAACGUAACUGCGAUUUUUAAUUAAUCAAAACCAUUUUAUUUCUUUCAAAUUAGACAAACUGUGCAGCAAUACUUCAGUUAACACAUCGAGUACUGAUUUCAUCAAAAGUCUUCAGUUAUUUAUCGUCAACUGUCUUGAGAUUAUUUCCUUUUCGUGUAACUGGAAUUCGAAAUGGAUGAAGAAAACUUGAAAAGGCUUCAAUACGAACUAGAAAAUAGAGGCAAGGUGACCAUAGUACUUGAAUCAAGUUUGAUGUUGCUUAUUAUUAUGAUAUCGUUUAUUGGAAACUCGCUAAUCAUUUGCGUGGUCUUCCAAAACCCAAGGCUCCGUACCGUCACAAACAUUUUCUUGGUUAGUCUAGCAAUUGCGGAUAUACUAACUUCCUUGCUAGUUAUGCCUUUUUCAGCGUCUAUUUUCAUCCAGGGAAAAUGGAUUUUCAGUGAAGGUGUAUGCAUUUUUCAAGGUGUGUUAGUCCUUUGCCUUGUGUGGAUCUCACUGCAUUUGGUAACCUUAAUGGCUAUAAAUCGAUACUAUUGUGUUCGUAGACCCAGCAUAUACCGAAAAUGGUUUACCAAAAGAUUCACAUUGGGAAUGAUUGCAGCUGUAAGCACUCUUCCUUUCGUUCUUGCUCUUUCACCUUAUUUGGGUGGGUUGGUAACCUACAUCUUCAGACCGGGAAAGGCCGCCUGCUUUAUGACAUUUGAUCCAAGCCGAAAAUUGGGUAACAUAUCAUAUACUAUUUUCUUGUUGCUUAUUUACACAGUUUUACCCAUGACACUCAUCGCGUUGUGUUAUUAUAAAGUUUUUCGCACGGUGAAGCAACAUGUCAUUGCAACGAAAAACACGAUUCGUUCACGUUCCCGCCAUCAGAAUGGUGAUCUAAGUUCUGAAGAACUACGAACGACUAAACUUCUACUGGGACUUGUUUUUGCUUUUGUUAUCAGCUGGACUCCAAUAAUUGCGGUGGAUUUCCUGAAUGCAAUCAUGGGAACAGGAAGCCUGCCUCGCGAGGCGUACGUUACGUACUCUGUGUUUGCGUUUGGAAGCAGUUGCAUAAAUCCAAUUGUAUGCCUAACUCUCAACAGCAAAAUUCGCCGUAAAGCUAUAAAUGUUGUUUUCUUUAAGAGAAUUCGGAGAGUGGGAACUAAUAAGGAAUCAACAAAAGAAAAAAUUCCCGAGCUUACUGUUAUAAGGAUAAAGAGG
Messenger RNA from Porites lobata, 16295 nucleotides. Lineage: Eukaryota; Metazoa; Cnidaria; Anthozoa; Scleractinia; Poritidae. The record is from the annotation of a GenBank genome assembly.